Messenger RNA from Mytilinidion resinicola, 474 nucleotides. RefSeq lists its product as uncharacterized. Gene Ontology annotation, molecular function: adenosine deaminase activity. The transcript has 2 exons. Gene Ontology annotation, biological process: adenosine catabolic process; inosine biosynthetic process. The record is from RefSeq and is a predicted model, not a curated record. The coding region runs from base 1 to 474 and encodes 157 amino acids. Lineage: Eukaryota; Fungi; Ascomycota; Dothideomycetes; Mytilinidiales; Mytilinidiaceae.
AUGCUGAGAAUUGCGAAGGCGAAGCGUCCGAUCACCAAAAAGCGUAUCUGUGGCUACUGCCCAUAUCUGACAUAUCGGGCUCUCCUCUAUCUGCACCCGACACAUGGCGAGAUCAUUGGAUUCGACCUCGUCGGAGCUGAAGAUAGAGGCAACCCAACUGCAUUCUACCUGGAUGAGUUGAGGUGGUUUUCCCAGACCUGCGACGAGCGCAAAUCAGAAAUUCCUUACUUGUCUCACGCGGGUGAGACACUGCUGGACACCGCCAGGUCCAGCGAGCCUGCCCAGUCCAAUUUGUUUGAUGCGGUCCUGCUAAAGUCCAAACGCAUUGGGCACGGAUUCUCUCUCGUCAAGUGCUAUUUUGGACUAGCGUGCUGGUUGGGCGGACCCGUGCAGCUUCAGCGCGAGGCGCGCACAUCAUCCUCCUUCAAUACUCUCCUACUCUCCUACACUACUUUGCGCCAGCGGCCUCUAUGA